Messenger RNA from Penicillium taxi, 1053 nucleotides. Its product is annotated as putative C2H2 transcription factor (Con7). NCBI's taxonomy places the organism in Eukaryota, Fungi, Ascomycota, Eurotiomycetes, Eurotiales, Aspergillaceae. The record is from RefSeq and is a predicted model, not a curated record. The coding region runs from base 1 to 1053 and encodes 350 amino acids. The transcript has 3 exons. Gene Ontology annotation, biological process: regulation of DNA-templated transcription.
AUGGACCGGCCCACCUCCGAGUUUGCACAGUCAGGUUCGCACCCACCGUCCAUCGCAAACGCAAACGCAGCUUCUGAACCUUCCGCAGACCAGACUUCCACUGCUCCCAGCUCGCACUACACCAAUACUCCUCAACCAGAUCCUCGGCCAACCCCUCAGUACACUCCGCAACCCGAGGUACGACAGGACUAUUUACCGCGUCUUCCUCCAUACGCGCCCGCAUCUCAACCUGGUGCACCCGCCGGUAUGGCCCAAGCGACGAGUGCGAAAACCGAACCCUUUUCACCAAUCUCCCUGUAUUCUAACCAUGUCGUAGAUUCCACUCUGCCGGCUACUAGCCCACCUUACCCCCCUCCCUACUCCCCCUAUCAACCGCAGGGACACGAAAUGGCGUACCAAGGCCACCAACACCCACCGCACCAGAUGUACGGCGCUCGUGGAGACUGGCCCCAUACAUACGCCCCUCACCAUCCUUUGCCGAACCCUUACACUCCUGCUGCUACGGUUAGUUCUGCCUCCCCUGUUGCCUUGGCAGGGUUUCGCCCUGUUUACUCGUUUGUUCCAAUUCCUGGUGCUCAGCAGAACAAGCGACCCCGACGCCGAUACGAGGAAAUUGAGCGCAUGUACAAGUGUGGCUGGAAUGGAUGUGAGAAGGCCUACGGUACCCUAAAUCACUUGAAUGCACACGUGACAAUGCAAUCACACGGCGCAAAGCGCACUCCUGAAGAGUUCAAGGAAAUUCGCAAGGAAUGGAAGGCCAGGAAGAAGGAAGAAGACACCCAGCGCAAGGCCGCUGAGGAACGUGAGCGUGCUGCCGCUCAAGCUGCACAGGCCAACCAGGUCGAUGCUUCCGGUCCUUCCGACUCUCAGCCUGGACAACCCUCGGCUUAUGGUGGUGGUGUUCGUCCUCAGCUUCCUCCUCUUGGAUACCAAGCUGCAGAAUCCCAAGUGCCGAGUCAAUACGCCCCUGGUGGUAUGGUCUAUCAGAACUACCCUCCCAAUUACCCUCACUCCCCCUACCAGAGCGGUCCUGUGUACCAGCAACGUGAGUAA